AUGCCCGAGAUUAUCGAACCUCCUCAAUGGAGUGCUCCCGCCGACUAUCAGUCAAGGAACGUUGUCCUACUUGCUGGUGCUCUGCAGNGCUACAACGUUGUCAUCCGCGACACAAACCAAUCCCAGUGUGAUGAUGCUCUACAAUACAUCAAGGAGAACUUAACCGCCUUUGCAACCAGAGCCAUCACUGGCAGAUCCCCUGGCACCGCAUUCGCAACACUUGAUCUCGAGGCAGCCGUCCAGAAUGCGUGGAUCAUCAUUGAAUGCGUGCCCGAAGUCCUCGACCUCAAGAUCAACGUCUUUGCCGAGCUCGAGAACCUGGCACCCCAAGACUGCAUUCUAGCCUCCAACUCCUCGUCCUACAAGUCUAGUGCCAUGCUCGCCAAAAUCGAGAAGCAAAGCACAAAAACGAGGAUUUGCAAUAUGCACUACAUGAUGCCUCCUACAAAUCUUGUUGUCGAGAUCAUGACUGAUGGAGUGACAUACCCAGAUUUGAUGCAGUGGCUGGCAGAGAGGACAAAGGAAGCUGGCUUGUCCCCCUAUGUUGCCGUCAAGGAAUCUACGGGCUUCAUCUUUAACCGUAUAUGGGCUGCCAUCAAACGCGAGUGUUUGAUGGUCAUAGCCGAGGGUGUUUCGACCCCUGAACAGAUCGACAAGGUGUGGAUUGAGAUGCUGGGUGCCAAGUUUGGUCCUUGCAAGUCUAUGGAUAGUAAGUNNGUUGGACUUAACACGGUGGCUCUGAUCGAGAAACACUAUAUCGAAGAGCGAGGUCUGGACUCAUCAUUUACUGUCGACUUUCUGCAAAAGAACUAUCUCGACCACGGAAAACUUGGUCUCAAGAGCGACAAAGGAGGUCUAUAUGGCCCGAAAGCAUCUACACCACAAUCUGCUCCAGCUUCCUCUCCACCACAAAAGAAGUUGGUCGUCCUCGACACAGGGCUAGGGCAACCGCUGACCAACAAAACACCAGCUCAAAUCCUUUCUUCCGGACGCUUGUUGGAAGUGUCUCUAGACGGCAAGACCCAGAGUGUCCUCAGAGAGGGGCUCAAUAUACCAGACGGUGUGGAAGCGCAUGAUGGAAAACUCUACUACACAAACAUGGGCAUGCCCAGUCUAAACGAUGGCAGUAUAUGUUGUGUCAACCUCGACGGCACUGGCACCACUACCAUCAUCCCUCCCGGCAAGAUCUACACCCCGAAGCAGCUUUCCAUCGACCACACCGCUAAGAAACUCUACAUCGCCGAUCGCGAAGGCUGUGGUAUCUGGCGCUGCAACACCGACGGCAGUAAUCUGGAACUCCUCAUCGACAAUGCAAACAGAGAAUCUCACAAGCACGAUGCCCCUCCCGGCGACAUCAUGGACCAAUGCAUCGGCGUCACCAUCGCGCCUUCCCUAAACAAAUUCUUCUGGACGCAAAAAGGUACUGCGAAGGGCAACCACGGUCGUAUCUUCAGCGCCCCUAUCGAGAUUCCCGAGAACACUACAGCAUCCGCUCGCACAGACAUCUCCGUCCUCGCCAACAACCUCCCUGAACCCAUUGAUCUCCAAUACAUCGUAGAUACAAAUACGCUUUACUGGACGGACAGAGGUGAAGUACCUUUCGGAAACUGCCUCUACAAAGCCGCCUUGACGGACCAAGGAGCUUUGGCCGAAAAGCCUCAGAUCCUCGCUCAAAACUUCAACGAGGCAAUUGGGAUCAAGGUGGAUGUUGACGCUGGCUGUAUCUAUGUUUCGGAUCUGGGAGGCGCGGUGUGGCGGGUUCAGGGCGACGGAAGUGGGAAGAAAGAGAGGAUUUUGGAUGAGCAGACGUCGUGUUUUACGGGUUUGGCGCUUGUAUAG
Molecule: messenger RNA, 1839 nt
Organism: Aureobasidium uvarum
Lineage: Eukaryota; Fungi; Ascomycota; Dothideomycetes; Dothideales; Saccotheciaceae
Source: the annotation of a GenBank genome assembly